CGCCUCCGGCCGCUGACGUCACUUCCGGCGCGUGCCCAAGAUGGCGGCGCCCUUGCGGCGGGCGCUGCUGGCGCUGGGCCCGGCCCGUUCCCGGUUCCCGGUGCCGGUUCCGGUCCCCGCGCGGCCCUACCGGGCGGAUCCGCUGCGCCGCCGCCCGGGCCCGGCCCCUGCUGACCCCGGGGACCUGCGGGCGGCCGCGCGGCGGUUCGGGCGGCUCGGGGAGGCGUCGGGGGUGGCGGUGGAGCGGCUCUGGCCGAGCCCGGAGCAGCUGCGGGAGUUGGAGGCGGAGGAGCGCGAGUGGGACCCGCCGCUCCGGGAUGUGGAGGCCCGGCUGGAGCAGCGGGAGCGGGAGGAGGAGCGGCGGAGAACGGAGAGGCAGGAGCUGGUGGCACGCAGCCUGGCGGCGAUGCCGGCCCGCGUUACCGCCUGGCGCCGGGAGCGCGAGGCCGCCCGGGAACGGGCGCGGUCGGACGCGGCGCGGCGGCAGCGGCUGCUGGCCGAGGCGGGGCUGGGGGGGCUCCCGCGGCCCGGGACCCCCGCCCGCGCCUCGCAACGGGCCCAGGAGGCGCUGGACGAGCUGGAGCGGCGGCGGCGGCGCGAGGAGAAGCGGCGGCGGCGGCAGGAGCGGGAGGAGGCGGCCCGCAGCGCUCUGGCCGCGGCGGAGGCGGCGGCGGCGGCGCGGCCGCUCCCCGGGACCCCCCCCGAGAGCGACGAGACCCCCCCCAAAACCCACCGGGGCGACCUCCUGACCCCCCCGCCCCGGUAACGCCGGUGAUGUCCCGUGAGCAGCCCGGAAUGGGUUUAAAACUCUGCAUUUAA
Molecule: messenger RNA, 819 nt
Organism: Taeniopygia guttata (zebra finch)
Lineage: Eukaryota; Metazoa; Chordata; Aves; Passeriformes; Estrildidae
Gene: GADD45GIP1
Product: GADD45G interacting protein 1
Cellular component (GO): nucleus; mitochondrion
Source: RefSeq, a predicted model, not a curated record